Molecule: messenger RNA, 2002 nt
Organism: Megalops cyprinoides (Indo-Pacific tarpon)
Lineage: Eukaryota; Metazoa; Chordata; Actinopteri; Elopiformes; Megalopidae
Gene: lrrc14b
Product: leucine rich repeat containing 14B
Exons: 3
Coding region: 1-1674 (557 amino acids)
Cellular component (GO): cytoplasm
Source: RefSeq, a predicted model, not a curated record
AUGAAGACGCUGCGCUUCCUGGCAGCUGAGAGCUGUGCAUGCGGAGGUCUGAGCUCUCUGGAGGCGCUGAGCUGUGUGAGCUUUAACCUAUACCCCGUCCUGUUCAAGGCCAGCUACCUGCAUGAGCGGCCGGAGCUGCUGCAGCACCUGGUGCAGACCUGGCCGCUGCCGGAGCUGGACCUGCGGGUGCUGCUGGGCGGGACGGCGGACUGCGCGGAGGACCUGAGGACGCGCACAUGCCGGCUCUGCAUGGAGGCGCUGCUGACCGGCCUGAGGGACUACGUGCUGUGUGGGCCGCGCACCUACGGCCGGGCGCUGCGGUGCGUGGACCUGACGGCACUGCGGGACGUGGAGCGGCAGGCGUGUGUGUGCGGACGGACGCUCGGCCGCUGGGGCCGCACGCUGCUGUUCACCCGCGUCUCCCACGAGCUGCUGCUCGCCAUGCAGACCGGCCACGCCCCGCCCUCCGCCUUCAGCACCUGCAUCGACGUGCGGCUCAACGCCUUCGUCACCGGCCGCAGCUACGAGGCGGUGACGCAGGCGCUGCUGCUGGGCGGCCACGCCCCGCUGCGGCUCUGCUGCGUGGGGCUGCGCGCCGACUCCCUCACCCCACGCCAGCUGUACUCCGCCCUGCGGCUCGCGCACACGCCCGCCAUGCGCCGGCUGGAGGUGGUGCACAACGUCAGCCUGGACGCAGCACACCUGCAGGUGUUGCUGUCCCAGCUGGAGUUCCCCGAGCUGCGGGCGCUCACCCUGCCCACGCGCGCGCUGGACACCCGCCGCCUCGCCCCCGACGAGCAGGACCUGCUGGCCUCCAUCGGGGCGCGGCUCGCUCUCCUGCCCAAACUCACCGAGCUCUACCUGGCCUUCUCCACCCUCAGCUCACACCUGCGCCACCUGCUCAGCCCCCUGCAGACCCCGCUGCAGGUGCUGGAGCUGGCCAACUGCAGCCUGACACCUGUGGACAUGGCUUACCUGGCCAACAGCCUGCACGCAGAGCACCUGGUGAGCCUGGACCUGAGUGGGCACGACGUGGCCAGCGUCUUCCCCAUCACCUUCCGGAAGCUUCUGCGGCGCUGUGCGGGCACGCUGGCCAGCCUGGCGCUGGAGGAGUGCGCGCUGGAGGACCAGCACCUGGACUUCCUGUGGGAGGCGCUGUCAGCGUGCCGAGGGCUCUGCGAGCUCAAGCUGCUGGGGAACCCGCUGGGCGUGGCAGGUCAGCGGCGGCUCCUCGCCGCGCUGGCGGGGCUGGCCUCCCUGCGCUACCUGGAGCUCCCCGUCCCGCGAGACUGCUACCCCCCCGACGCCUCCUACCCGCUGGACGAGGCGGCGCUGGUGCAUUUCGACCGGGAAGGCUUCGAGCGGGCCCGGGCGGAGCUGCUGGCCAUGCUGCAGCGGGCGGGGCGCGGGGACGUGGAGGUGUGCACCCCGCUGUUCGGCGCCUACGACCCCGACAUUCACGAGACCAGCGGCGAGCUGGGCGUGGCCAUGCUGCACUCCUUCAGAGACGUGCUGAGUAGCUUCACCAGCACCAUCUCCGUAACUGUCCUUCAGAGGAGACAGUACAGGAUCACAGCCAUGCGCUCCUCUGGAAAACAGCUGGAUUUUGUGGAAUUGACCUAUCAUCAAGAUAAUAUUUUCAGUUCCUUCUCAUGGUACAUGUGGUGGAAAUAAAUGUGAAUCUUUUUACCAGGAGAACACACAGGAGCUUCGGCCAAACCCGUCUGCUGAAGGCAGGACACGACAGGUGUGUUAUCUCUGCUUGCUUGCUAUCUCUGAGUUGCUCCUCAGGCCCAGAUUCUCCCUGUCUGUGUGCACUGCUGCCGUUAGCCUCAGACAGGUGACCUUUAUUGACCUUGCCAGUAGUGCUUUAUGGUGUGAUCACAGUGAGAGUUCCACUUUCCAGUGAGUAACUGAAACAUGAGCAUUGCAGAUGGUCUCACAUAUGAGAGAGAGGAGAAUGGUGCCCCAGGGAGGGUAAAGCUUUAUGUACAGGCCUGGC